AAUGUGUCACUUUUGGAACAAAUGUAGUGAUUUUAAUUAAAUUUAUCUUUAUUACAACUUCUUUGUAUCAUCAAAUUAUUUCUUGUUAUCAAUGAAUAUUUCAAAAGGUAACAAAUAAAACGUUUUGGAGGGAAAUAUUAUUAGAGCAAUCAAUCAAUUGACAAACUAUAAUAUGGUACUAUUUUUUCGAUUUAUGUAUUAUGAUAAAUUCAAUUGGUUUCAAGGAGCAAGGUUUAGUUCAACAGCUGUGCACUAACGUUUUAUUUCGUUGAAGUUUCAUAUAAAUUAGUAAACAAGUUAGCAAUGAGCUGCAUCAGGUGUUGUCUUUAUAAUACAAGGUCUUUAGUGUCCUCUAAUCAUGCGUCAAAUCAUGUAUACAAAAUAGUCCGAGUUGUGGCAAAAAGGUCUUUAGCAACCACUUGCGUAUUAUCAAAAGUACCAAGUGAACCUACACCACCAAGUAAAGACAUUGGAAAUUCUACAACAGGUGCUAUUGGUAGUGGAAAUAGCGGUAGUGGUGAUGGAGGUGGAAAAAAAAAUACACUAACUUGCCCUAAAUGUGGCGAUCCUUGUACGCAUGUUGAAACAUUCGUCUCUUCAACUAGAUUUGUAAAGUGUGAAAAAUGUCAUCAUUUCUUUGUGGUCUUAUCUGAAAUUGACUCUAAACGAAGUUUGAAGGAAGCCACGCCAAGGCCAGAAGACACUAAACAGGGAUUUUACAGGAAACCUCCACCACCUCCUAAAAAAAUUUUUGAAUACCUGAAUAAACAUGUUGUUGGUCAAGAGUACGCCAAGAAAGUUCUCAGUGUAGCUGUUUAUAAUCACUAUAAACGUAUUCACAACAAUCUUCCUCAGCAAAAUGCCGUUCAACCUGCGAAUAAUUCUGUGGGAUCUCAAGAACUCAACUAUCCUUUUACUCAUAGAGGUCCUAAAGCGCAUUUACUUCAUGUGUCAAGCAUUGGCAAUCCAUUAGGAGUUGGUUUUCAACAUGGUCCCAGUCCAACUGAACAACAGAAAAAUACUUCAAGCCAAUCUGUUCCCGGAUCGGAUAUAUUAGACAAUACUCAGCAUCAAUUAAAAUUAGAAAAGAGCAAUAUUCUACUGCUAGGGCCUACUGGAUCAGGAAAAACAUUACUAGCUCAAACUAUAGCUCAAUGUUUAGAUGUACCUUUCGCAAUUUGCGACUGUACUACUCUGACUCAAGCUGGAUAUGUUGGUGAAGACAUUGAAAGUGUUAUAGCUAAAUUACUUCAAGAUGCUAAUUACAUCGUUGACCGAGCCCAAAUGGGAAUAGUAUUUUUAGAUGAAGUUGAUAAAAUUGGUGCAGUACCUGGAAUCCAUCAACUAAGGGACGUUGGUGGUGAAGGAGUACAACAAGGCAUGUUGAAGAUGCUGGAAGGAACAAUUGUUAAUGUACCAGAGAGAAAUAGUUCGCGAAAACUUCGUGGUGAUACGUUACAAGUUGAUACUACAAAUAUUCUCUUUGUUGCAUCUGGUGCUUAUAAUGGACUAGAUAGACUUGUGUCACGCCGGAAAAAUGAAAAGUACCUUGGCUUUGGAGCAGCACCGGCAACUGAAAGCCCUGGUAGGAGAGCAGCAACACUUGCUGAUAUUGCUAAUAUGUCUCCAUCAACUGAGGAAGACAACAAAGAGAAAGACAUUCUUCUUAGACAAGUUGAAGCCAGAGAUCUUAUUGAUUUUGGAAUGAUACCUGAGUUUGUUGGAAGAUUUCCUAUUUUAGUUCCUUUCCACACGUUGGAUAGAACUAUGCUUGUAAGAAUUUUGACUGAACCUAGCAAUGCUAUGGUUCCACAAUACCAAAUGUUGUUCUCUAUGGACAAGGUCGAUUUAACAUUCACAAAUGAAGCAUUAGAUGCAAUAGCAGCAUUAGCAAUGGAGAGAAAAACAGGAGCGAGAGGAUUAAGAGCAAUAAUGGAAUCUUUAUUACUAGAACCAAUGUUCGAUGUUCCUGGUAGUGAUGUUUUAUCAGUACACAUUACGGAAGCAUGUGUUCGUGGUACUGAAAAACCUCAAUAUGUUCGAGGAGGUGAAUCUACGGAAGAAGAACAACCACAACAAGCGCAGCAUGUGAAUAAUUGAGAUUUAAAAAAAAA
Chelonus insularis is the source of this 2114-nucleotide messenger RNA. RefSeq names its product Caseinolytic protease chaperone subunit (gene ClpX). Gene Ontology annotation, cellular component: mitochondrial matrix. NCBI's taxonomy places the organism in Eukaryota, Metazoa, Arthropoda, Insecta, Hymenoptera, Braconidae. Bases 304 to 2100 code for a protein of 598 amino acids. The transcript is spliced from 7 exons. The record is from RefSeq and is a predicted model, not a curated record. Gene Ontology annotation, molecular function: ATP hydrolysis activity; zinc ion binding; ATP binding.